Bacillus rossius redtenbacheri is the source of this 1457-nucleotide messenger RNA. Its product is annotated as GILT-like protein 1. The coding region runs from base 63 to 689 and encodes 208 amino acids. Gene Ontology annotation, molecular function: oxidoreductase activity, acting on a sulfur group of donors, disulfide as acceptor. The transcript is spliced from 5 exons. NCBI's taxonomy places the organism in Eukaryota, Metazoa, Arthropoda, Insecta, Phasmatodea, Bacillidae. The record is from RefSeq and is a predicted model, not a curated record.
CGGCCACGUGGCUGGCCGCGGGCCGUUGGAAGUCGAGGCCGCCGCGCGCGUCAGUGGUCGCGAUGAUGCUGUGGCUGUCGGCGGCGCUGAGUCUCGGCUACGUGGUCGUAGCUUCGCAGACUGCUGUGAAAGUGUCCGUUUUCUACGAGAGCCUAUGUCCGGACAGCAUAAGAUUCAUUGACGAACAGCUGUACCCCACCUGGACCAAUCUGACCGAGAAAUACCUCAGCGUGGACUUCAUUCCAUAUGGGAAAGCUUCUCAGCACAGGUCCGCGGACGGCCGCUGGAGCUUCUCGUGCCAGCACGGCGACACCGAGUGCCGCGGCAACGAGGUGCAGGCGUGCGCGCUACGCCAGCUGCGGAACAGCUCCUCGCAGCGAGUGGAGUUCGUGCACUGCGCCAUGGCCGACGGCUACCCGCCCGCCGCCGGCCCCAAGUGUGCAAACAAUCUCAACAUAUCGUACGACCCCAUAGAAGAAUGCAGCAAUGGACAGGAAGGUGAAACACUUCUGGCAGAAAUGGGCGACCGAACACACGAAUUCCGACCCAAAAUAGCCUUCAUACCAACUAUAGCAGUUUACGGGGUGUAUUCUGAAGAAGACCAGAGGGAUUCGUUGACGAAUUUCCUGGCCGUGGUGUGCAGAUACAUCAGCGGUGACAAACCCGCUGCUUGCCGGCCAGGAAAAUGAUCCGCACGCACCCACAAGACUUCACCACUUCACUCUGCAGUUAUCAACACGGCAGUAACCAUCAUCCCUCUGAAGUGUACUGAAGUCCAGCUUGCACGGACCCUCUUCAAAAUUGCAAAGAUCUUCGUGAAUCUACCUUCAAAUGAAUGUUGUUUUACACUGAAAUUUAACUUGUACAGUGUUAUACUCCUCGAGAGUACACGUAAGAAAUUCUGUUAUCAAUUGUAACUACGAAAAUUGUCUUUACGCGUUUAUUCAUUAUAAAACUAACACAGUGAAACGCAAUCCUUUGAAAGUUACUAUGGUAUGUUGUACACUGUUAAAUAUUCACCUUCAUAAACAAAGAACUCUGGUUACAAAUUAUCAUCUUCGUAAAUUUACGGACAUUGUGAUCACUUUCUUUGAAUAUGAAUCCCAAAGAAUAUUAACAAGUGUAGAUGAAUUACAAUGUUAUUUGAAUAUACGGAUUUCAUAAUAGUAUGUAUUUUCAAUAAAGAUGGAUUUCAUAGUAAUUUUAAUAAUUCAUUUAAUAUAUUUUUUGUCCACGUGUUAUUUUAUCUUUAUAUAGAAUUAAACAAUUAACUCUAAAAUCAAAAUACUAAAUAUUUUUUAAGAAGAUUCAAUUUUUUUUUGAAAUUACGAAGAAAUCUUCGUUUAUUUGAGUGUGAUUCUUCUUUGAAAAUCCGUAAAUUUACUGUAAUUUUUAACAGUGUAGACACGGAUGUGAAGCUGAGAAAUAGAUACAAUUGCAAUAAACAAUGGGACAUA